Molecule: messenger RNA, 1645 nt
Organism: Nelumbo nucifera (sacred lotus)
Lineage: Eukaryota; Viridiplantae; Streptophyta; Magnoliopsida; Proteales; Nelumbonaceae
Product: aminomethyltransferase, mitochondrial
Biological process (GO): glycine catabolic process
Cellular component (GO): glycine cleavage complex; mitochondrion
Molecular function (GO): protein binding; aminomethyltransferase activity
Source: RefSeq, a predicted model, not a curated record
CAUUUCCUUGUGUUUUUUCUUUUUCUUUUUUUAUGUUUCACGGUUUCACCAACUCUAUUCCUAUUCUCAGUGCUGAGGAGGACAUGCUUUUCCACUGAUCCCUCUGUCUCGCGCUCGUAAUAGGAAGAGGAGGAAUCACUGUAUUCUUGAAGUUAAGGAGGUGGACUGGGUUGGGUUGCUUACAUUUUCAGUUUUCCGGAUCUUACUGCGCGAUAAGAUGAGAGGAGGUCUAUGGCAGCUUGGGCAGUCCAUCACGCGCCGCCUCGCUCAGACUGAUAAGAAGGCUGUGGUACGCCGAUGUUUUGCCUCCGAAGCUGAGCUCAAGAAGACGGUCCUUUAUGACUUCCAUGUCGCCAAUGGCGGGAAGAUGGUUCCGUUUGCCGGAUGGAGCAUGCCGAUUCAAUACAAGGAUUCGAUCAUGGACUCAACUCUGAAUUGUAGGGAGAAUGGUAGCAUCUUUGAUGUCUCGCACAUGUGUGGCCUCAGCCUUAAGGGUAAGGACUGCGUUCCGUUUCUGGAGAAGCUUGUAAUUGCUGAUGUUGCUGGGUUGGCUCCUGGUUCUGGGACGCUUACUGUCUUUACGAACGAGAAAGGAGGGGCAAUUGAUGAUUCAGUCAUUACUAAGGUGAAGGAUGACCACAUAUACCUAGUUGUGAAUGCGGGUUGCAGGGAUAAGGACCUGGCACAUAUUGAGGAGCACAUGAAGGCGUUCAAGGCCAAGGGCGGGGAUGUCACAUGGCACAUCCACGAUGAGAGAUCUCUUCUAGCUCUCCAGGGUCCUCUUGCUGCACCAGUUCUACAACACUUGACAAAAGAUGACUUGAGUAAGAUAUACUUUGGGGAAUUCCGAACUUUGGAUAUCAAUGGGGUGCACUGCUUUCUUACUAGAACUGGGUAUACUGGUGAGGAUGGAUUUGAAAUUUCCGUUCCUUCAGAGCAUGCGGUAGAUCUUGCCAAGGCAAUCUUAGAGAAAUCCGAAGGGAAAGUAAGGUUGACAGGGCUGGGUGCACGUGACAGUCUCCGUCUUGAAGCAGGGCUUUGUUUAUAUGGUAAUGACAUGGAACAGCACAUAACCCCUGUAGAGGCUGGACUUACAUGGGCCAUAGGAAAGAGACGAAGAGCAGAAGGUGGAUUUUUGGGUGCUGAGACAAUCCUCAAACAACUCGAAGAGGGCCCAUCAAUCCGACGUGUUGGUUUUUUCUCUUCAGGCCCACCUCCGAGGAGCCACAGUGAGAUUGUGGACAGUGAAGGUAAGGCAAUUGGGGAGGUGACAAGUGGAGGAUUCAGUCCAUGCCUCAAGAAGAACAUUGCCAUGGGCUAUGUAAAGUCCGGGUCACACAAGGCAGGAACCAAGGUUAAGAUUGUAAUUCGUGGGAAAUCCUAUGAUGGUGUGAUCACGAAAAUGCCCUUUGUUUCCACAAAAUAUUACAAGCCAUCUUAGGUCGUUCUAAUGCCUACAUGAUAGUACUGGCCAUCCAAGUUCACUUAAAGUUGUGUUUCUGCUCCAACCACCAUCUUCUUCUUGCUCUUUUCUCUUUUUCCGGGCAAUCUUUGCCUAUUGACAUUGUUUCUGUUGAACUAAACGCUGUAAUUAGCACCGAGAUUAUGUCUUUAAUGCAAGAAUUCAAGGAAAAUUUAUGGACUA